Messenger RNA from Cololabis saira (Pacific saury), 3515 nucleotides. RefSeq names its product TNF receptor-associated factor 3 (gene traf3). The record is from RefSeq and is a predicted model, not a curated record. Lineage: Eukaryota; Metazoa; Chordata; Actinopteri; Beloniformes; Belonidae. Gene Ontology annotation, biological process: positive regulation of JNK cascade; regulation of canonical NF-kappaB signal transduction; regulation of defense response to virus. Gene Ontology annotation, molecular function: zinc ion binding; tumor necrosis factor receptor binding. The transcript is spliced from 14 exons. Gene Ontology annotation, cellular component: plasma membrane signaling receptor complex. Bases 271 to 2055 code for a protein of 594 amino acids.
CUGAGCGGAAGCAGCGAGGGGGUUUCCAGUGUGAUCAGCUCAGUCCAACCCGCUGGAUCUCUGACCUGGAUCCUCCGACUUCUUCCCCACAAACCCUCGGAUUCUGAACCUCCACCAGCGGACCCCGGACCAUGAGGAGCCCAACGAGGACCGGAGGCUCCAGGGCAGCGGCAGCGGCACGUUGACGGUUUGAAUCCCGGGUGUAAUCGGCCAGAGAAGCACCGAACCGAGCCGGGAGCUGAAGUGUGGCCUGCGGAGCAGAUUCAUGUCAUGUCAGCAGGGAGGAGUGCUGAAGGGAGGGAGGUGCAGGUUCCCCUCCAGCAGGCGGCGCCCUCCCUCAUCCAGCCUCUCUCUGCAGCCCCGCCCAUCCCUGCACCCCCCCACCGCCAGCCCAACCCCUGGCCCCCCAACGAGCCCCUCACUCAGCCAGGUGCCCCAGCAGGGUUCCUGCCCCUGCAUGGAGGCUUCAGAGACCACUUCGUAGAGAUUCCAGAGGCCAAGUACUGCUGCGAGGCGUGCAGGCUGGUCCUGUGUCAGCCCCGCCAGACCGAGUGUGGACACCGCUUCUGCCAGAGCUGCAUCAGCGACAUCCUCAGCCGUCCGAGCCCGGUGUGUCCAGCUGACAUGGAGCCUCUGUUCAAAGAUAAGAUCUUUCGAGACGUUUGCUGCCAUCGGGAGAUCAUGGCGCUGAAGGUUUACUGUCGCAGCGAAGCUGCCGGCUGUCAGGAGCAGAUGAGUCUGCAGCAGAUCCCGGACCACCUGAACGUCUGUCCGUUCUUCGAAGUUCCCUGUCCGCUGGGUAAAUGUAAGGAGCGGAUGAUGAGGAAGGAGAUUCCCGACCACCUUACUUGGAAAUGCAAACACAGAGAGAGCACCUGCGACUUCUGCAUGACCAAGAUGCCUCUGACAGAGCUGCAGAAACACAAGGAGACGGUGUGUCCAGCGUUCCCGGUGUCGUGUCCCAACCACUGCUCCUUCUCCUCCCUGCCCCGGAGCGAGCUGUCCAGCCACCAGCAGGAGUGUCCCAAAGCCCAGGUCUGCUGUCAGUUCCAGCGUUACGGCUGCACCGUCAAGGGUCUGAACCAAGACAUGAGGCAGCACGACUCCACCUUUGUGGCCGAGCAUCUGAGGAUGAUGGCCACCAGGAACUGCUUGUUGGAGAACAAGGUGGAGGAAGUAAAGGGAGAACUGAUGGAGAGGUACAAGGUCCUUCCUGCUCUCAGCAGCAGACUGUCAGAGCUGGAGAGCCAGAACGACGAGCUCCGGGACAAGAACCGGCAGAUGGAGCAGAAACUAGCCACCAUGCAGAAACUGAUGAGCUCCCACUCGGAGAAGCUGAUGGAGCUGGAGCUGGAGCUGCGCUCUCUGCGAAUGCUUCGGGACGAGAUGGAGAGCCUGCGGGGGACGCUGGAGAACGUCCGGACCAGGCUCAGCGCUCUGGAGCAGGGCGGACGCAGCGGCAGCGGAGCCACCCACACUCUGGCGUCCCUGGAGACCCAGCUCAGUCGCCAUGACGACAUGCUGAGUGUCCACGAGGUCCGGUUGGCUGACAUGGACCUGCGGUUCCAGGUUCUGGAGACGGCGAGCUACAACGGUACUCUGAUCUGGAAGAUCCGGGACUACAAGCGCCGGAAACAGGACGCGGUGGCGGGGAAGACGCUGUCGCUGUACUCACAGCCGUUCUACACCGGAUACUUUGGCUACAAGAUGUGCGCUCGGGUCUACCUGAACGGGGACGGCAUGGGCAAGGGCACGCACCUGUCGCUGUUCUUCGUGGUGAUGAGGGGCGAGUACGACGCCCUGCUGCCCUGGCCCUUCAAGCAGAAGGUGACUCUGAUGCUGAUGGACCAGGGUCCCUCCAGGAAACACCUGGGCGAUGCCUUCAAGCCCGACCCAAACAGCAGCAGCUUCAGGCGUCCUACAGCAGAGAUGAACAUCGCCUCGGGCUGCCCUCUGUUCGUGUCGCAGAGCGUCCUGGAGACGGGGAGUUACAUCAAAGACGACACCAUCUUCAUCAAGGUGACGGUGGACACCUCCGACCUCCCUGACCCCUGAUGCUGUGACCUCACUGGUCUGAGAUCAGUUCACCAGUCCACGCUUACCGCAGCAAAGGAUGAUGGGAAGGAUCAGUGAUGAUGAAAGCUCGUCGAGUUGAAGGAGACGACCGAACGCACAGGAAGCACCAGGAAGGACUGGGGGAGGGGGAGGGGGGGGCCCUCCUCCCACUGGGGCGAGCUACAGAGAGAGAGUGUGUGUGUGUGUGUGUGUGUGUGUGUGUGUGUGUGUGUGUGUGUGUGUGUGUGUGUGUGUGUGUGUGUGUGUGUGUGUGUGUGUGUGUGUGUGUGUGUGUGUGUGUGUGUGUGUGUGUGUGUGUGUGUGUGUGUGUGUGUGUGUGUGUGUGUGUGGUCACCGCUUCACUGAGGUUACUGUUGUAUUACUGAUGCUGUGCAUCAAAGCUACUUCCUGUUUGUUAUUGGAGGCAUGCUGGGAAAGACUUCACAGUUCCAGUCCAGGAGACUGGAAACCUCAGACAGACCAGUUCUGACCAGUACAGACCAGUCUGACCCAGUGAAAACCGGUCGGCUGUAGCAGCAGCAGGGAGACUGUUGGACCAGUGAGACCAGUAUGGAGCAGUAAACCCAGGGGUUCUGACCAGUUCCAGUCAGACCCCCAGCUUCCAUUUAACAUACAGGACUGGAGAAACCACAGCAGGACCAGGACCUGCAGGGGACCAGGGGAACUGGGACCGGGACCAGCAGGGGACCUGCAGGGGAACUGCAGGGGACCGGGACCUGCAGGGUCAGCCUGUUUGCUUCUUGUUGGGUCUUUGACAUGUCCUACGGUUUUAGACACUGUCAAGGUGGUCUGACCUGCGGUUCUGGACCAGUGGUUCUGGACCAGUGGUUCUGGACCUGCGGUUCUGGACCUGCGGUUCUGGACCAGUCUGUGGUGUCCAGGCUGCAGUGAGACUGGUCCCUGGUCUAGAGUGGACCCCAACGAGAACUCUAAAGAUCCAAAGAACUGAAGCCAGCUGCAAAGCCGGACCAGAGGAAGCGGUUCCAGCUGAAGCUCCGGUUCCAGCUGAAGCUCCGGUUCCAGCUGAAGCUCCGGUUCCAGCUGAAGCUCCGGUUCCAGCUGAAGCUCCGGUUCCAGCUGAAGCUCCGGUUCCAGCUGAAGCUCCGGUUCCAGCUGAUGCUCCGGUUCCAGCUGGAGCUCCGGUUCCAGCUGAAGCUCCGGUUCCAGCUGAAGCUCCGGUUCCAGCUGAAGCUCCGGUUCCAGCUGGAGCUCCGGUUCCAGCUGAAGCUCCGGUUCCAGCUGGAGCUCCGGUUCCAGCUGAAGCUCCGGUUCCAGCUGAAGCUCCGGUUCCAGCUGAAGCUCCGGUUCCAGCUGGAGCUCCGGUUCCAGCUGAAGCUCCAGAUCCAGUGUUGACAGGAUUCGUCCGAUUGUUUCAUUCAUUUGCACAGUUUGAGUUUGAAGUGUUAAAAUAAAGAAGGAGAGAAAAGUUCAUGUUUAAA